AUGAAAGCCGAUUUUCGAAUCUAUGAAAAUGUCGAAAAGCUUUCUUCACCAGUGAAAUCACUGCUUGCUGGUUUUCAUGUCGCCCAGCAGGCACUGCUCGACAUGAUUAAUGACUUGACGCUGCGUACCACUCGUCGUGUGCCGAUUACUGAUCCCACCCAUCGCCAAGUACUUGGCCGACUUAGACCUCAACUGCCUGAGUUUGAGGCACAGCAUCGCGUUCAGAUACAUUUGCAACUGUCUGGGCUCGGAGCACAGGGUGCUUAUAAUGAUUCUGACGGCCCACAUCAAAACGACGCUGAACAUUCUGAUACCGGUCAAAAUUACGGCUAUCUGGUUCUGACUGGUCGGCCGGAUUGCAUUGAAGCCUGUCUUGAAUCGGAAAUCUUGCCACUUCUUCCAGUUCACGAAACCUUCCCCAUGGCUGUCGAAUUCCAUCGCAAUCUACUUUCGCCUCCCGCCCCUACAGAGGCACAAAAUCGUAUCAAUAGUGGAAAGUUGCUGGCUUCUGGAAGCCGAGGUGGGGGGACAUCUAAUCGAAGAGGCUUUGGGGCUAGGGGUGAGGCUUUAGUUAGCGGUCGUCAGAAAUUUCAGCAACAGCAAUCGGUUCGGGGCCAACAAUAUCAGAAACAGCAGACCACUGCUAGCCAGCCUGUUAACAAGCAGCCGGAGGAUGACAGCGAGGAGCCUGAUGAGCUACUGAGAAAAGUAGAUAUACUGCGCAGGAAAUAUGGGGUACAUGUCUCACCUACCUCAGUUUCGUUAUUAUAA
Messenger RNA from Protopolystoma xenopodis, 771 nucleotides. Lineage: Eukaryota; Metazoa; Platyhelminthes; Monogenea; Polystomatidea; Polystomatidae. The record is from the annotation of a GenBank genome assembly.